AUGCCCAAUCGCGGAGGCAGUGAUCCCCAUGGCUUGGCCCACAUUGACCAGGUGCCCUGGGAUGAUGCAGAUAUCUCAAUGAUGGAGCCUGGAGACGGUAACGAGAACAUGGACUUUUAUCGAAAAAGCGGAGCCAAGGAUUCCAAGAAGUCGAAGAAACGAUCCAACGCCAAUAACGAUGGAGAGAUGAGAGACUUGUUUGAUACCAACAAGGCAAAGUCUUUAGAGGAUGUCGCGAACGAACUGCGUGGGAACGAGCGUGGUCCAAAGGCCGAGAGGAAACGCCAGCUGUAUGCCAUGUUGUGUUUCGGCAAGCUGGUGCGCAUUCUGUUCCCUAACAUACAGACUCGGCGGCUAGGUGUGAGAGGCGAAUCAAAGUAUCACUAUGUGAACUUUGACUUGAAGGAGCAGCCAGCAACUGAGAGGGGCACCUCCCACCCCUUUCAUGCACCCAACGAUAUCCCUACGGAGAAGAGCCCCGAGGUGGACUUCAACACAACGAUAACAAAAGACCCUGCGCCGCCCAGUGCUCAGCCGCCCAGGCUUGACGACGUGGCCAAUCGUCGAUCAGGCACGAGGGCGACGGACAGAUGGAUUGAGGAAUGCGAUAUCCUUCUCUACCAACGGUGCACGAGGCUCAUUGCGCACUUGUCGCACCAAGUCAUUCCGCAAAGGGUUAUGAGCUCGAUGCGCAAGAUUUCCGAGCGCCUGGUAGGACACAUUCACGAAUCAUUCCGCGGGCAGCCGAGUCAUGUCCUGGAGGCCAAGAUCGGUCCCGCGACGGUGUUUGCGGGUAUCAUGGACAGGAUGCUGCGUGUCAACGUCUCCGCCCAUGCCAUGGUGCGGGAGAUGACCAAUGUUGCGAAUCGUGACCAGAUGUUUGUUGAUUGGGUCCAGAACAUCAAUCCGCGCAAGAUUGCCGAGUGUGUACCCACGCGAGGGAUGGACGAUGUGGUGAACCUACUCUUGACAGAGCUGAGGGAUGUGCUGGAGCCGGAGAACGUGCCGCAGACUGAGGAUUUUGUCAUGUACAUGUCGUCGCGGUCCCAAGAGAUUCGGCAAAAUGGGCAAGAGUCUGCUAGGAGGGCGACGGGACGUUCCCACAUUGAAAGGCUGGAGGCCUUCCUGAUGAGUCUGCCCUCCAAGUUUCCAUACGCUUCCCACGCGGACAUUGCCUGCUCAUGGCUUGUACUCAAGGUGUUUAUUGAUGAGGAGAUUUGGUUCCUGGCGGAGGCUGGAGGCUUUCUGCGUACCACCUCGAUCCGCGGGGACGUUGGCCAAGACGAUUCGGAAGCACCCAGCAAACGUGUUUCCAGCAGCAGCGGUGCAGUUCCCGACAAUGCUGGUCCUACCGAAUCCGCUUCGCCUUUGACCGCCGCCCCGACUUCACCGCGAGUUUCGAACCGGGCGCCAUUCCCUCCCAAACCUUCGGACAACUUUGCAGAUACGACGCCUGACGUGCAUGAUGACAGUGGGAUCGGAAUCCGCACACCGGAUACGGAUUUUCACAAGUUUACCUUUGGUAACGCAGAGCAACUGGUCGAUGUCGACGGAGUACUCGACGGUGCAGGCCGAAGCGAUCGGCCAGAUGAGCUCAUGAUGAAUGCUUGA
This is a messenger RNA of Emericellopsis cladophorae, 1611 nucleotides long. RefSeq names its product DNA damage and replication checkpoint protein. NCBI's taxonomy places the organism in Eukaryota, Fungi, Ascomycota, Sordariomycetes, Hypocreales, Bionectriaceae. Gene Ontology annotation, molecular function: DNA-binding transcription factor activity, RNA polymerase II-specific; RNA polymerase II cis-regulatory region sequence-specific DNA binding. Gene Ontology annotation, biological process: regulation of transcription by RNA polymerase II. The record is from RefSeq and is a predicted model, not a curated record. The transcript has 4 exons. The coding region runs from base 1 to 1611 and encodes 536 amino acids.